CAACAGUAAUGGCGUCCUCCGGUAAUUAACAGUUGAAUUGGCAGUAUAUACAAGGUAUUUAAUACGGUCUACAUCAUGGACAGAAAGGAAGGAAAGAAGAAGGGCAAGAGAAGCAAAAUUGGUGUAAUUAAUGAUAACUUUGAGAUGGAAGAGGCUUCUACAACAAUUCAAAAUAAAGUCAGUCCUUUCUUAAAUAACAUCCGAGAUGCCCAGGCAAAGAAUAACAAUACAAAGUCAAAAGCUCUGGAAAAUCUUGUACAUGCAAAAAAGUCAGUGUCCAGGUGGAGGGAGUAUGUGAACAAAAAGCGGAAAAAGAAAAAAAGCAGGUUUCCUCGAACAUUUGCUGAGAUGUCACUCAAACAAAAAGGUGGCGAUGUAUGGGAGACAGUUACUAGUAGAAGCAUAGAGGGAAACACACCUCGUGUAACAGGACAAGACAGUCAAAAAAAUGAUGAGAAAGGAGCACUUGGCCUGGACGAUAUCCAUGAGGACUUUGUCUCGGGAAAGGACAAGCUUUUUGGAAAUAAGAAGACAAUGUCAAGUGCUAGUAAUCGCGCACUGAUGCAGUACUUCGCAAAGCUGGGUCGUUCAGAGUCUGACGAGUUCAUUGACCUUGAAUUUGUGGAGAGUUUGCUGCAGAAUGGCGCUGACAUUAACUGUACGGACAAACAUGGCCAAACUCUUCUACAUGAGGUUGCCAGCAAGUGGCACAUAGAUGUUGCCAAGUUUCUGAUAGAGAACGGUGCUGAUGCGAACAAGCCUGAUGCUUUUGGUAGAACACCACUCCAUGUUGCCGCAGCUGAUAACUACCCGGACAUGGUCAAUUUAUUGAUUGAUAGCGGUGCUGAAAAGGAAGCAAAAACCUACGGUGAAAAUCAGACUGCUGUGCACUACGCUGCCCGAAAUGAUGCGAUUGAUUCACUGAAAACUCUCAUCAAGCGGAGGUGUGAGUACAAGAUGGUAAUGGACUACAAGGGACGGACACCAUUACAUGUUGCUGCACAGCUAGAUCGAAGUGAGACGUCACGUCUAUUACUGGACCUUGAGGCCCCUGUUGGCCUCACAGACAACAAGGGACAGGCCAUUAUGACCUGGAUGAUCACCAAAAUGCCCCCUGUUGCACUUGAAGCCCUUGGCCAGCUGCAUGUGCGAGACCGACCCAACAGGAAACAGUACUUCCACCUUAACGCACUCAUGAACGAUAAAGCCAAAGAUCCUGGAAUGGUAGUGCAGAUACCGUUGCAAGUUGCCGUCCGAUACAAACAGUUUGACAUCCUUAUGAACCAAGUGUUUCUCACUCUCAUGAACAUGAUGUGGAUCAAGUUUGCAAGGUGGCGCGCAUAUGGGGGAUUGUUUUUCAACUUUUCGUACAUCCUGCUGUGGACGGUUUAUGGUGUGGUCAUAGAGUAUGACAAGAGACAUGACUACGUGCUUCCAGAACAAUGGUGGAGAAUUAUACUCAUUAUUGCUGCCGUGGGGAUCACAAUGUGGCAGAUCGUGGAUGAAAUCCGGGAAUAUCGACGUUCAAGUUACCUCCAUAGUAACUACCAAGAUUGGCGGGAAAAAGAGAUAGAGGAGGACCUGAAGUUUUGUCACCCACGCUGGCCGGAGGAGAGACUUUUCCUUGAGAAUGAGCUAGAGAAUGUGAGGAGUUCCCACACAAAUUAUCUGUCCGACAUGUGGAACUGGUUUGAUUGGAUUUGUUACACCCUCCUGUUGGCUGUGAUUGGCACACAUAUUGCUGACAUUAUUUCCCACACUGACCAGCUUGCCAGACACCAUAUUCGCCUCACUGCUGUUGUCAUCAUUUUCCUCUGGCUACGCCUCAUGAAGAAUAUUCGUGCUUUUGCUCUUUUAGGGCCUUUUGUUGUAAUGUUGGGAACCAUGGCACAAGACUUGCUCAAGUUUGCCUUCUUAUACUUCGAGUUCUACAUUCCAUAUUUGUGUGCCUUCUGGAUGAUAUUUGGAGGAACAAAGUUUCCCAUGAAUGACAAUGGGACCGUGCGAGCAGAGAAUGUUACAGUGCCGGGGUUUGAAAAAUUUAAUGAUGCCAUGUUUACCAUGUGGAGAAUGACCCUCGUCGAUGAAUACGCUUAUGAGGACAUGGUGAGCAUAGAUAACGUGAUGGCUCCACUGCUAGUGGCUACCUGGCUCUUCCUGUCCGCCGUUCUGUGCCUCAACCUCCUCAUUGCCCUUUUCUCAGAUACUUUUCAGAGAGUGUAUGACAAUGCCAAAGCGAAUGCCGUGAUGCAGAAGUGUAUCAUGAUCCUGUCAUUCUGGGAAGGUAUGAGUAACGAGGCAAGGUUCAAGUUCAUGGACUUCAUCAGCAAUGAGUGCUCUCCCUUUAAGGACGACUACGAUGAUGAUAUGACCGACACUGAUGGCCAAGAUCUACAGAAAGUUACCAUACAGAUAAAGGAAGAGUUAGACGAGAUGAAAAGACGUUGGCACGACCAGUUUGGUGACGAGGAUGAUAAAACAGCGCUGGAGGAGCUAGUGGAAGAGGAAGAAGAACGCAAAUCGAAGAACAACAAGAUGGUCACCACUGCCAAAUUUGAGAAUGAGUUGGAUGGUCUGAGGGAUGCUCUCUGUCAGGGCCUCACACUUCUACAACAGCAGCAGGACCAGAUGAUGAACCAGUUCAAACGUGAGAUGAAAAUGGUCAAAUCUCUGCUGCUAGACCUCCACGGAGGAGUAGGGGGUCCCGGGUCCCAGGGUGGUGAUGGUGGCCCAGGGUACGGCAUGCCCUACACGGCCCGAGGGGGUUACGCAGCUCCCAUGGGACAGAUGGUCCCACAGCAACCACAGAUGAUGCCCAUGGCGGGGUUUCAACAGCCUUUGGAUGUCGGUCAGGAUGAGAGAAUGUUGUCAGCAAGAAGAAGAAGAAAGAAGUCUAAAACUACGCUAGAUACAGGAAACUACCUGGACGCACAGCUACCAGGAGAAAUAAACAGAGGUAUAUUUGCCCCCAGCCCAUUAAUGGGCCAGCCCGCAGUGGAAGUGGCCACCCAGGACCCUGAAGACCCAUACCAGGUGGACAUUUCCAGCAGUGCUAGGCUGGCUCAUGACCCUGAUUCCAUAGCAUAACAGAUGUGUUCCAGAUAAUGGUCUGUAAAUGCUCAUUCAGUUGUGGUCGAAAAAACAGUGAAAUAUUUACUAUCUAACAAUAAUGUGCUGCAAGUUUUUAUCUGAUUCCCCAUUGAAGCAAACAAGAUUGCUUUAUUUAUUUGCUUGAGUAUCAGAUACUUGGCCCAAAUUUCUCCAACAAUCUUAUUUACAGUUUAAAAGUUCCUCACGCUUAGCAAACUAUUUUUUGUUGGCAUAAUUUGCGUAUUUUUUCUCAUUUUCAUGAGAUUUAAACCUUACAUGUAGUUUAUAAAUUAUCAUAAUUAACUAAUAUUUGUUUUGUUUAUUCAAGUUGUUUGACUAAGUGAUAUAAGAUACUUUAACCUAUUACUCUUGAGAUUUGGGAGAAAUCUGGGUCAGCACUAGUGGUGCAAAUAGGUGAAAAAUUCAUUUAUGUCCCAAUCGCUCCUAUGAGGAAUUUUUAUAUUAUAAUAGAAUAAUCCAGCAUCAGCAGUAUGAUGUGAUAUGUGCCAGAAUUAUAUGUAUAAGAUUAGUCUGUGAUAAGUGCAUUGUACCUGUACUGCUACUUCUACUUGUUAAACCAUAGUUCUCUAUUAUUGUCUCAUCACAUUAACAUAUAUUUAUAGAAUUUUAUAUUUUAAAUUAUAUAUUGCUUAACAUGUUAAAUAUUAAAUGAGAUUGCUUAGAAACAUUGAUAUCAUCAAGUGUAUAAAAAAUAUUUUAGUUCAUUUGAGCAUUAUGUAUGAUGAAGUCUUUUUCUUAAAUUUUAGUUAUGUACAUUAUAUUUUACCUUUAAUAUUUAUAUUUGUAUUUUUUAUCAUAUUUAGAGAUACUUUACGCACACAACACCUUGAUAUUCAGAUGUGUUACAUGAGUUUGUGCAAUUGUAUUUAAAUCUUGGUUCCGCAAGAACAUGAAGGUCAAGGUGACUAACGAGUUUCAGUAAAAAGAAAAUGAUAUGCUUUCAGCUGCAUUUAAAUACAGUCUGUGAUAUAUUGUUAUAUAAAAAAUCAACGGAUAGUUUGAUUUUUUUUUAAACUUUCGCUUUAUAUAGCUCAAUCAUAUGCUAAUUCAUGAGUACGUUUUCUUGUUCUAGAAAGAAUAAAUGUAGCGAAAAUAAAAAAAUAAAUAAAAUAAAAAUUG
Molecule: messenger RNA, 4230 nt
Organism: Mya arenaria
Lineage: Eukaryota; Metazoa; Mollusca; Bivalvia; Myida; Myidae
Exons: 28
Coding region: 76-3087 (1003 amino acids)
Biological process (GO): calcium ion import across plasma membrane
Cellular component (GO): membrane
Molecular function (GO): calcium channel activity; protein binding
Source: RefSeq, a predicted model, not a curated record